UCAACCCUCACACCGGAGAGACAACUUCAUCAACGGAAGCAACAUACUCGACAAGCCUGUAUCUCACCAUGGGAACGACCUACUCCAAGCCCGCAGCUGCUCCCAGCGAGAAAACGACCACAUCCUUUGCACCAGUCUACGAUGACGAAUCCCCACAAUCUCCACCACCCUACCAAUUCCCCGAAGAAGACCUUGAAGCCGAGGCAGAGCGCAUUCCGACGCUCUCCCUCUCCCACCUGAAAUCCUGGAACGAGUCGCUCUUGCGCGAUCCCAAGAACCGCCUCGCAAUAACCACGCUCUCGACCCAGCCCUACCCCCAACUCCUCACCAACCGCACAACCCUACACACCACCUCGCAACACAUCUUCAACCUCAAGAUCCCCAACGAAGGCGCGCCAAUCACAAAUCAACGCUCCUCCGGCCGCUGCUGGCUCUUCGCCUCGACCAACAUCUUACGGCUGCCGAUCAUGCAGGAAUACAACCUCGGGGAAUUCGAACUCUCGCAGGCCUACCUGUUCUACUGGGACAAACUCGAGAAGGCCAACUGGUUCUUCGAGCAGAUCCUGGCCACCGCCACCACCGAGGAUCUGUCGGGCAGACUCGUGCAGAAGCUGCUCGAGGACCCCGUCACCGACGGCGGCCAGUGGGAUAUGGUCGUCAACCUCGUCCGGAAGUACGGGCUCGUGCCGGCCACGAUAUACCCGGAUAACUACAAUGCUAUGAAUAGCAGUCGGAUGAAUUGGUUGCUUACUGCCAAGCUGCGGGAACAGGGGCUUGUUUUGCGGAGGUUGAAGCGCGAAGGUGGGAAAGGGGUGGCGGAGGCGAAGACUCGUUUCUUGAAAGAGAUUCACUCGUUGGUGACGAUUCUGCUGGGCCCCGCGCCCAGUCCGGAGGAGCGGUUCGUGUGGCAGUUUUAUGAUGUCGAUGGGAAAGCGAGGACGGUAAAGGUGUCGCCGAGGGAGUUUGCGGGGCGCGUGAAUACCGAGACGGCGGUGCGGAAGGUCGGUGGGAGGGUGUCUGUGGCGCCUGCCAGGUUGUUUAGUUUGGUGAACGAUCCCCGGAAUGAGUAUAAUCGGCUGUUGACGGUCGAGCGGUUGGGGAAUGUGCUCGAGGGGCGGCCGUUGACGUAUGUCAAUGUUGAGAUGAAGAUCCUCAAAAAUGCAGUCAUCGCCAUGCUCAAAGCAGGCCACCCCGUCUUCUUCGGCUGCGACGUCGGCAAAUCCUCCGACACGAUUCUCGGGGUCAUGGACGCGGACCUGACCGACCUCGCCCUCGCGUUCAACGUCUCCCUCGGGAUGAGCAAGGCCGAGCGUCUGGCCAGCGGCGAGUCGGCCAUGACGCACGCCAUGGUCAUCACGGGCGUGCAUCUCGAGGACGACGGCACGCCCGUGCGCUGGCGCGUCGAGAACUCCUGGGGCGAGGCGGCCGGCCAGAAGGGCUGGUUCGUCAUGACCGAUCGCUGGAUGGACGAGUAUACCUUCCAGGCGGUGGUGGACGCGGAGUUUGUCUCGCGCGAGGUCCGCGCGAUCCUCGAGCAGAGCCCGAAGGUGUUGCCGCGGUGGGAUCCGUUGGGGGUUCUUGCUUGAUGGGUGUGGGGGUGGGGUAUGAAGCUGUGUGUGUGAUGCGUACCGACUUGAGGGUUCUGGGUAUUACGUGAUUCGAUAUUACAGCAUGGCCUUCAAGAACGAACAUCGAUUACCUCUUGAAAGGCCUGAGGGUAUUUACCUAACAUCUAUUUGCACAAACAUAGGUACAUGCCCGCUUGCAUCUGUGCCGUAGUUACUUCGUAGGUGGGGCGGAUGUCAUUGAUAUUCUGUAUCGUGGUUUGAGGAGGGAUGAGAGG
This is a messenger RNA of Aspergillus uvarum CBS 121591, 1843 nucleotides long. RefSeq names its product C1 family peptidase. Gene Ontology annotation, cellular component: cytoplasm. Bases 69 to 1586 code for a protein of 505 amino acids. Gene Ontology annotation, biological process: response to toxic substance; proteolysis; L-homocysteine catabolic process. The transcript is spliced from 4 exons. Lineage: Eukaryota; Fungi; Ascomycota; Eurotiomycetes; Eurotiales; Aspergillaceae. The record is from RefSeq and is a predicted model, not a curated record. Gene Ontology annotation, molecular function: cysteine-type aminopeptidase activity.